This is a messenger RNA of Sorghum bicolor (sorghum), 1745 nucleotides long. RefSeq names its product AT-hook motif nuclear-localized protein 23. Gene Ontology annotation, molecular function: DNA-binding transcription factor activity; minor groove of adenine-thymine-rich DNA binding. The record is from RefSeq and is a predicted model, not a curated record. The transcript has a single exon. Lineage: Eukaryota; Viridiplantae; Streptophyta; Magnoliopsida; Poales; Poaceae. Gene Ontology annotation, cellular component: nucleus. The coding region runs from base 463 to 1401 and encodes 312 amino acids.
UAUUUUAUGCGGUGCACCUCCUACUACUGGUUUGAAGAAGCAGCUCUCGAACCCUUCUCUUCCCAUCUUGCCUGCCUCACCUUCAUUCUCUCCUCUAUAGCUUCUUGCUUUCUCUCCUCCUUCCCUACUCUGUUCAUAGCUAGCUCACAGCCCAGUAUUGGUGCCUGUGUUCCUUCCAAUUCUCUUCUCCAUGCAAGCAGCACUCUCUUCUUUGGGUUUUUAAUUUCUUCCCCCCUGCCUGUUUGCUUCUUUCUGCAUCCAAAAGCUUUUAAAACAGGCAGAAUCAUAAACAAUCCCCUUCUUUAAAAAUCAUUGCUUCCUUUUCCAACACUUCCUUUUAACCUAAAAAACAAAACACCACUCUGUUGCAAUUGGAGUAUUUUUCUCUCUUUUUUUCGCUGCUUUUCUGGUUUUAAAAUUUUUGCUUGCUAGCUACAUCAGUACAUGAGCUAGCAGAAAAGCAUGGCCGGCCUCGACCUCGGCACCGCUGCGACGCGCUACGUUCAUCAGCUCCACCACCUCCACCCCGACCUCCAGCUGCAGCACAGCUACGCCAAGCAGCCGGAGCCCUCCGAGGAUGACCCUCAUGGCAGCGGCGGCGGCGGCGGCAACAGCAACAACGGCGGGCCGUAUGGUGAGCACGACGGCGGGUCGUCCUCAUCCGGCCCAGGCGCCGGAGACGCCCCCGGUGGCAGCGGCGGUAACGGGGAGAUGGUAGCCCGCCGACCGCGCGGCCGCCCGCCGGGCUCGAAGAAUAAGCCCAAGCCCCCGGUGAUCAUCACGCGGGAGAGCGCCAACACGCUGCGCGCCCACAUCCUGGAGGUCGGGAGCGGCUGCGACGUGUUCGAGAGCGUCUCCACGUACGCGCGCCGGCGGCAGCGCGGCGUCUGCGUGCUGAGCGGCAGCGGCGUGGUCACCAACGUGACGCUGCGGCAGCCGUCGGCGCCCACGGGCGCCGUCGUGACGCUGCACGGGAGGUUCGAGAUCCUGUCGCUCUCGGGUUCUUUCCUCCCGCCGCCGGCUCCGCCCGGCGCCACCAGCCUCACCAUCUUCCUCGCGGGGGGCCAGGGGCAGGUGGUCGGCGGGAAUGUCGUGGGUGCGCUCUACGCCGCAGGCCCCGUCAUCGUCAUCGCCGCGUCCUUCGCCAACGUCGCCUACGAGCGUCUCCCGCUGGAGGAGGAAGAGGCUCAGGCAGCGCCACCCGGCCUCCAGAUGCAGCCACCCGGCGGUGGUGUCGAUGGCGCUGGUGGAGGCAUGGGCGGUGGGCCGUUCCCUCCCGACCCGUCGGCUGCCGGGCUGCCGUUCUUCAACCUGCCGCUCAACAACAUGGCCGGUGGCGGGUCGCAGCUCCCGCCCGGCGCCGACGGCCAUGGUUGGGCCGGUGCACGGCCGCCGUUCUGACAAGCAAGUCCAUGAUGGCCGGUACGGUGCGUGGUGUAAUUCAGGUUUGAGAGAACAGGAAGAUGUCUAGAAGAAAGCAAUGAACGGCACAAGGGUUAAGGGCAGCUUGCAAAAGGUUAGCGCACGUAUGCUUGCAAGGAUUCUAUCUAUCUAUUUCUAUCUCGAUCUCUGUAAAACUCCGUGUAGUGUUUGCUCGGUCUCUCUGAUUUUGUGUUUUCAAUUUCUUCUCCUUUCUUUUCCUUUUCUCCUCUCAAGUGCCUCUUGAAACUUGAUCGAUCUGUGGUGUAACCUUUGUCUUAAUUUUUAAUCUGGCUUUUAAUAAGUAGUAUUCAAAAAUUGUUCUC